Messenger RNA from Galeopterus variegatus (Sunda flying lemur), 738 nucleotides. RefSeq names its product chromosome unknown open reading frame, human C9orf153. Lineage: Eukaryota; Metazoa; Chordata; Mammalia; Dermoptera; Cynocephalidae. The annotation marks the transcript as partial. The transcript is spliced from 2 exons. The record is from RefSeq and is a predicted model, not a curated record.
CUGCCAGAAUUGUAUGCAUGUGUUGAGGAAUUUAAUAAGGAGAGCAAGAAAUCAAAUCUCCUAAAAAUUCAGGAUAUUUCACUUAAUGAGGCACAGAAAAUGCUCACUAAAAACCUGGACGCCAUGUCACUCAUCAGUGGAACUGGUGUGAAGAGACAAGAUCCCCAACCUGUCUUCACGUGCACAGUGGUUAAAAAAGAGGACCAGAAGCCAGAGUCCAUGGCGGAGGUCCUGCACCACAGUCUGCUGACCAGCUCCCUGUCCCCCGGGGAGAGGCUCUCCAGGUCCCAGCAGAGACUGUCCCAGUAUGGGAUCCAUCCACCCACGCACACUUUCCCUUAUGAGAUCCUCAUCGACCACUCAAAUGCGCUGUCACUGGUUGCCAUGUGGAAGAAGAUUCAGAGCAUCAAAAUAAUGUGCAGGCUAGGCCUUCCCAUUGCCUCCCCCCAAAAGUUUGUCUUUGGAGAAAAAGUUCCUACCUACUUCUUAAGGGAACAAGAAAAACAGUUCAUGGAUCUAAGGGACCUGGAGUGGCGGUAUUAUAAGGGGCUUGUGAAGUGGAAGGACACGACCGUGGUUCCUCUCUUGGACAUAAACUACGACACCGAGAAGAGAUUUGUAGAGAGCCAGGACAUGCCCGAUGUUAUUUCCCCCCCUAUAGUUCAUAAGUCUUUGGUCAUUUAUCCUCAAAUUGAUUACCAAAAAGAAGGAACUUAUUCUCUGCAAUGGAAUAUGUAG